AUGGGUCGAGGCGGUCGAGGAAGUCCGGCUCCUCGCCGUCCCGUUGACGUGACCGGAGCUAUCUCACCUGUUGAGAGAAAUGAUUUGGUUACGCUGAUCAAUGCUAUAACCGAGAAGCUUCACAACGACAUCAGUAUCAUCUUCGAUUCUCCUCCCGUUACCCCCAUUCUUGGGGAUCAGGACAUUGGCCAUCACCAAUUAUUGGCCCUGUCACUCCGCAACACAAAGGAGAAUGCCAACCCCAAGCUUUCGUCCCAAGUCAAGAGAGCAACGCAGGUGCCUCAGCCAAGUCCCAAGGUAACCGAGUCUGGAGAGAAGGGAGAUGCAGAGAUCACGCCUCAACUCAGGGAGCUCAAGAAAGAGGCUCUCCUCUUCUACCGAAAGUGGCAGACGAUCACCAUGCAGCGUUUCCGGGACUUGAGUGUCAUGGAAGCCAAUGCUCCUCAAACUAAUAUUCGUGGGCGUGGGCGUGGCAGCCCUCUCAAAACCCCCUCAAAUCACAUCGACCGUGACCUAUCUCGUCGAUUCCCACCAAUCCCGACCUCGCUCUGGACACUUCCCGUUGAGAAACGAAAGCUUUUGCUUCAUAUUUCGCUUCUCAUGGUACUUUCACUCCAAGAGUACAGCGCCUACGCCCGUCUCCUUCUUCUCAACCUCACUUCUUCUCUGAACCUUCCGUUGAAGUUCCUUCAGGAGGAAGAAAAACGCAUUGCGCAGGGAUUGAGUCAGCUUGCUGUCGACGUGGCCGCCGAGCAGGCCACUGAACAAAAGCAAGAUGAGACCAAGCCUGUUGGGAAAACCAAGGCGCGCUUGGCUUCUAUGACCGGACCCUUUCGACUCGGAGCGCAGCUCAUUGCUGCAGGUAUUGGGACUACCCACGGCGGUCAUGGGCUAAGACUGCCUGCGGCUGCGGGCUUGUUGGGGCCCAUGUCUGACAAUGGCAUUGCUGCAGGCUCGUUGUUUGGAAUCUAUGGAACGAGACCGACUGGCAAGAUGAUCGAGUCAUUCUCUCGUGAGAUCCAGGACUUUGGCAUUGUUCCCAUCCGAGGCACGCCCGAGGACUACGUGGACGCCAAAGCCAUCCCAGCCAAGAGCCGACGACUCCGAGUGAUCAUCGCGGUAAACGGUUGGGUCACCGAGAAAGAAGACAUUGCUCGACCCUGGAAGUACCUCGGUGACCAUGCAGAGGUUUACGUCCUGCGGUGGGAAAUGAGUGCUCUUCAGAGUCUGGGAGGUGCGCUUGAGACUGUUGUCCGAAGCUCAGCGUGGGCAGUAGCAAAGAAGGCCGUCACUUCGCGAACCACCGGUCCUAACAUUACUAUAGUAUUCACGAGUCUCAUUGAGGCAUCUUGGCCUGCAGAGCUUAUGAAAGUCAGCAAGAUAAUCGACAACCCCUGGAGCAUCGGCAUGGUUCGCGCUGAAAAGGCGGGUGUGGUGCUUGCAGACGCCAUCAUGCGCAGCAAGAUCCAAGGUGAUCGUCCCGUGUCUCUGAUGGGUUAUAGUCUGGCGGCUCGGGCCAUCUAUGUCUGUCUGAUGGUCCUAGCUGAGCGCCGUCAGUUUGGCAUCGUCGAUUCGGUCGUGUUGAUGGGCACACCUGCGCCCUCCGAGAGCCGAGUUUGGUUGACGCUGAAGAGCGUCGUGUCUGGCCGCCUGGUCAAUGUCUACUCGGAGAGUGACUAUCUUCUUGGCUUUUUGUAUCGCACUUCGAACAUCCACUUUGGUGUGGCGGGCCUUCAGCAAAUCCAGGGCGCGGAUGGUGUUGAGAACCACAAUGUUAGCGACCUUGUGAAGGGACACUUGCGCUAUUCGACCCUGACUGGCAAGAUACUCAAGGAUAUUGGCUGGGAGGACUUGAGCAUGGACGCCUAG
This is a messenger RNA of Fusarium vanettenii 77-13-4, 1869 nucleotides long. RefSeq lists its product as uncharacterized. Lineage: Eukaryota; Fungi; Ascomycota; Sordariomycetes; Hypocreales; Nectriaceae. The record is from RefSeq and is a predicted model, not a curated record. The coding region runs from base 1 to 1869 and encodes 622 amino acids. The transcript is spliced from 3 exons.